Molecule: messenger RNA, 114 nt
Organism: Sclerotinia sclerotiorum 1980 UF-70
Lineage: Eukaryota; Fungi; Ascomycota; Leotiomycetes; Helotiales; Sclerotiniaceae
Exons: 1
Coding region: 1-114 (37 amino acids)
Source: RefSeq, a predicted model, not a curated record
AUGGGUGUCGCUAGUAGCGAAUUUCGAGGUGUCUUGAUAGCGAGAAGUGGUAAUGGUCCAACAAAUAUCCCUGGCGAUGGAUUUCCGAAGGAUUGUGACAAGAAGAUAAGUUAG